GAAGCACAGCCGACCUGUCACGAUGAAGACGUCACUCGCCGCGCUCGCCUCCCUGGCGGCCGCCGUCCUGGCCGAGAGCCCGUUCCUCAACGAGCCCGACACGGGCCUCGAGGACUACCUCUUCAGCACCAACUACACCAGGGGCGCCCAGCCGCUGCUCAAGGACAUGCGCGGCCUGCCCGACUUUGAAUGGGCCGCGCGCCAGACCCUGACCAACCAGAAGUACGCCUUUUACAGGGUCGCCGCGGCCGGCGAGUGGAGCUACCGGAACAAUCUCGAUGUCUGGGGCAAGGUCAAGUUCCGGCCCCGGCAGCUAACCGACGUCACCCGCGUGAACGAGACGCUUCCGACCACCAUCCUCGGCUACAACUUCAGCGCCCCGUUCUUCAUCGCGCCCGCCACGCGCGGCGCGUACGGGGACCCUGACCGGGCCGAGCUCAACUUUGUCGACGCCUCGGCCAACGAGAACAUUCUCUACGUGUCGGCCAUGUACGCGUCCAAGUCCAUCGAGGAGAUCGGCGCGGCCAAGCACCGCGACGGCACCCUGAACGGGCCCCAGGCCACGUUCCAGCAGAUCUACACCAACGCCAACCUGUCCGUGACCUGGGACCUGAUCCGCCGGGCCGAGGCGGCCGGCGCAAAGGCCAUCGUGUGGACCAUCGACGCGCCCGGCGACUCGACCCGGCACCGCGCUGCGCGAUACGACACGACCAACGCCAACUCGGUGUCCUCUGCCCUGACCUGGGACAUUUACGAGGAAAUGAAGCAGCACACGAGCCUCCCCAUCGUGCUCAAGGGCAUCACGACGGUCGAGGACGCGCUCGAGGCGGUCGCGCGCGGCGUCAAGGCCAUCUACCUGUCCAACCACGGCGGCCGGCAACUUGAGUACUCGCCGUCGCCGCUCGAGAUUGCCUACGAGAUCCGCCGCAACGCGCCCCAGGUCUUUAACCAGGUCGAGGUCCUGGCCGACAGCGGCGUCCGCUACGGCAGCGACGUGAUCAAGCUGCUCGCGCUCGGCGUCAAGGCCGUGGGUCUGGGACGGCCUUUCAUGUUUGCAAACUGCUACAAGCUCUCGGGUGUCACCAAGGCCAUCCAGAUCCUCAAGACCGAGAUUGCGCACGACGCUGCCCAGGCGGGCAUUGCCGAUAUCAAGCACAUCAACCCCAAGGCUAUCAACACUCGCGCCCUCGAGGCCGACGUGUACUUGAUGCAAUAGGGAUAUGGUGGCUACUGCUGGUUGGAUAGCACAAAACCUGCAAAUUAAUAAACGGAUCAUUCCUCA
Molecule: messenger RNA, 1282 nt
Organism: Gaeumannomyces tritici R3-111a-1
Lineage: Eukaryota; Fungi; Ascomycota; Sordariomycetes; Magnaporthales; Magnaporthaceae
Exons: 8
Coding region: 23-1216 (397 amino acids)
Molecular function (GO): oxidoreductase activity; FMN binding
Source: RefSeq, a predicted model, not a curated record